Molecule: messenger RNA, 882 nt
Organism: Striga hermonthica
Lineage: Eukaryota; Viridiplantae; Streptophyta; Magnoliopsida; Lamiales; Orobanchaceae
Source: the annotation of a GenBank genome assembly
AUGGCUAGAAUUCCGAUUCCGUUCAAUGGACGUACGGCGGCUUACGACGGCGUGCAGGAUGGAGUUGGCACUGUGCAUUUGUCGGCUCUCGUGAGAUCUUUUCUCGAGAGGGAAUGCCGGAGGACUGACGAUGAAGAUGAUUGGGAAGGAAUGUUCGGUGGAGAUGGUGAGGCCAAAGAGCAGCGUGAGGCGGAGAGUUACUACGCGAAUGCUCGGGACUUGUUGGAGAAUGUGUUCGCUGGAGGGGAAGAGGAUGAGGAGCGGAGGAGGAUCCACGAGGCGGUGGAGAAGGCUGUGGCGGAGAUCGGUGGGAAUAGCUCCUCGCCGGACUUCAACCGCCGGCUGGUGGCUCUGCUGCGCGGCGGUGGCCUCGACGCCGGCAUCUGCAGGUCCAAGUGCGAGAAGGACGGUCGCCGGAAGUACCGGGACCACGAGUACGUCGACGUGAACGCCGACGCCGCCAGCGGCGGAGGACGCUACAUCGUCGUGAUAUUCCUCGCCGGCGAGUUCACGAUAUGGCGCCCGGCGGACGGGUACUCCUCCCUGCUGGAGACUUUCCCCGCGAUCUUCGUCGCGAAGCCGAACGAGCUGCGGCAGGUGGUGAAGACCAUGUGCGCGGCGGUGAGGAGGUCGAUGAAGAGCGCCGGAAUCGACCUGCCGCCGUGGCGCCGCCUGGCGCACAUGCAGUCGAAGUGGUUCGGGACGCACGGGCGGACCACCGGCAGCGAGGUCAACGGGCGGGAGCUCGGCGUGCGGAGGCCGGGAAUCGCGGCGCCGGCGGAGGGGAUCAGGUUCCGAUGCAGGGAGGUGCUCGAGCCGACGGCCGGAGGUCGGACUGGGAACCUGUCGGCGAUAAUGAACCAGAAGGACGUGCUGAUGUAA